Molecule: messenger RNA, 1932 nt
Organism: Melitaea cinxia (Glanville fritillary)
Lineage: Eukaryota; Metazoa; Arthropoda; Insecta; Lepidoptera; Nymphalidae
Product: monocarboxylate transporter 6-like
Exons: 1
Coding region: 1-1932 (643 amino acids)
Biological process (GO): monocarboxylic acid transport; transmembrane transport
Molecular function (GO): monocarboxylic acid transmembrane transporter activity
Source: RefSeq, a predicted model, not a curated record
AUGCCUCCUAAGCCAAUUCUUAUAAAAAAUGAAACGAGAAAAAGUGUUUUAUUAACACCGAGCAGAAUAGUUAGCCGACCCGAUAAUCUUGAAGGUGGAGAAGAAACUGAAAUAGCCGCACAAAUAGUAGUACCCCAAGAAGGCGGAUGGGGUUGGGUUGUGGUUAUAGCUUCAUUUUUAAGCGUUUUUAUAUUAGAUGGUGUAUCGUUUACUUUUGGAAGUUUAUUAAAAGAUAUUUCAAACGAUUUAAACGUCUCAGAUUCGCUUAUAGCUUUCGUAAAUUCUUUGGCAGUUGCUAUUUAUUUUAUUGCCGGUCCUAUGGCUUCAGCAUUUAUCAAUCGCUUUGGUUUUAGAGCAUGUAUAAUGUCCGGGUCCGUUCUCAGUUCAUUUUCUUUAUUUAUAUCAUAUUUUUCAACUAAUUAUCCAUCACUUUGCAUGUUUUAUGGUUUUUUUGCAGGUUUUGGCUAUUGUUUAAUUAAUAUGUCUGCGGGUCUUGUUGUAGGAUUUUAUUUCGAAAAACUACGUUCAUUAGCCUUAGCCAUAGCAACUUGCGGGUCAAGCAUAGGCGUCAUGGUUUUUUUUCCUUUAAAUACCUAUUUAGUUAAGUUAGCCGGCUGGCGUAGCACGACACUUUUACAUUCAGGACUAAUUGGAGCAAUUUAUUUUUUAGGUAUGACCUUUCAACCGUUACUCUCAUUCACAGUGACAAAGACAGCAGAAGACCCCACGCGUACAGUUACGUAUUUACCAUGCUUAUCAACAGCUACAGUACGCCCUACAGUGUCUCGUACCAAAACAGAUGGGUUAGUACCUACAGCUGCGGAGCGUUUAUUUUGUGCCGUAUCCAAUUUGAAUUUUCCGACUGCUGCUGCGGUGGUGGAUGAUAGUAAAGUAACAUCAGAUGCUCAGCCUGGUCCGUCGACUGGUGCAGUUUCUAAAUUGACUUUGACAGCAAAUGCUCCCCAGGGUGGCAUUAGUCCAAGACAGUUAAAGCAAGUUCAAUCUAUUAUGUCCAAAACGAGUAUUCAGGAUAAGAAGACAGUUGAAGUUACAGUAACUGUAGAGCAACCUAAGACUACUGGCUGUUGCGGACGAUUAUGUCUUUGGGAUCAACAUAUACCUCAGUCUCGUCCAAUGUAUCGAGAUGAUGUCUUUUACUAUGGCAAACUAGACAAACUUCCAGCCUAUCAAAAAAGUAAAAUGGGUACGGUUACAUCUAAAACUGGAUUAGAAUAUCAGUUAGCAGUAUCUAGAGCGGCAACAGCUGUAGAUCUAAAAGAAAAAAGAGGUGUAUUUACAAUAGCUGCUAGAAGAGUACUAGCAACAAUGAUGGAUACCAAGCUUUUAAAAAAAAGAUCGUUCUUAUUUUUAUGUCUUGCUGGUUUUCUCAUUUAUAUAGGGUUUUUGAUUCCAUACGUAUUUAUACAUGAUAGAACUGUUGAAGAAGGAUUAGAUCCUCAGCAUUGUUCUGUAUUCGUAAGUGUGAUAGGACUUUCAAAUGCUGUUGGUAGAUUGACAUUAGGGGUCAUUGGCUGUUAUGUUGACCCACUGUAUGUCUUUAUAUUUGCAAUCUUAGUGUCUGGUGUUAGCACUAUUGCUUCGGAUUUGUCUUUCAAUUUAUAUUAUCAAUAUUUUUAUUGUUUUAUUUUCGGUUUCUUUGUUUCGUGUGUCGCCUCCUUAAGAAGUAUGGUGUUAGUAUCAUUGUAUGGUUUAGACAAUUUGACAAAUGCCACCGGUAUUAUUUUAUUAUUUCAAGGUGUUGGUAGUUUAAUAAGUACUCCGGUGGCUAGUAUACUUAAAAAUAUGUAUGGAUAUUCUAUUUCAUUUUAUGUGGCUGGAAUUUUUAUAACAAUUGGUGGACUUAUGUUACUGCCAGUAAAAAAAAUAUCUGUCAAAGAAAAGAAAGAAACUUUACCUGCAAUUAAAAUUUAA